This is a messenger RNA of Aspergillus versicolor CBS 583.65, 996 nucleotides long. RefSeq names its product putative multicopper oxidase. The record is from RefSeq and is a predicted model, not a curated record. Bases 1 to 996 code for a protein of 331 amino acids. The transcript has a single exon. Gene Ontology annotation, molecular function: copper ion binding; nitrite reductase (NO-forming) activity. Lineage: Eukaryota; Fungi; Ascomycota; Eurotiomycetes; Eurotiales; Aspergillaceae.
AUGACAGAAACCCUCUCAGUCCUCCCUGUGGAAGAAGCAGUCCUCACAACGGCCCCAAAUGUCCCUCCAUCAAUAACGCGCGACUACCCCGUCCUCCUCCGCGUCCCUCUAACCUCAGCCACCAACCUCGCCCAACUAACAAGCCAAUACAAAUACGAACAAUGGAACUUCAACGGCACCGUCCCAGGCCCAUUCAUCCGCGCGCGCGUCGGUGACGUAGUCGAACUAUCCCUAACAAACCGCGACGACACAGGCAACCCGCACAACAUCGACUGCCACGCCUUCGAGGGCCCAGGGGGCGGUUCAGCCCUAACAACAACCGAAGAAGGCGAGACCAAAACCGCCAGAUUCAAAUUGCUCACGCCAGGGCUGUAUUUGUAUCACUGUGCUGCCGCACCGGUGCCCGUGCAUAUCGCUAAUGGGAUGUACGGGCUUAUGUACGUCCAGCCGGCAGAGGGCGAUUUGCCGCCUGUCGACCACGAGUACUAUGUCAUGCAAAGCGAGUUUUACCAUGAACCGCCGGAGAUAGAAGAUGACGGACGGCCGUCGAAGCAGGUGGAGUUUUCGUAUCCGAAUGCGCUCCGUGAAGAACCGAGUGCAGUUGUGUUUAAUGGGCAUGAGAGUGCGUUGACCAGGGAUAAGCCGUUGAAGGCUCGCGCGGGGGAAUCGGUGCGUGUCUUCUUCGGCAAUGCGGGUCCGAACUUGACGAGUUCGUUUCAUGUCAUUGGGUCGAAUUUUCAGAGGCUGUAUAGGGAUGGGGAUGUUGUGAGUAGUCCCGCGAGGUUUGUGCAGACGACCAGUGUCCCGCCUGGUGGUGCGACGAUUGUGGAUUUGCAGAUGUUUGUUCCGGGGACUUAUACGCUUGUUGAUCAUGCUAUCUUUCGUCUGGACAAGGGGGCUGUUGGGUAUUUGAAUGUUGCUGGCAAGCCUAGGCCUGAUAUCUACGGGAGUACGGAGCCGCCAGAGCCCUGUGUUGGUUGCAAGUUGCAUCCUUAA